Messenger RNA from Thyridium curvatum, 1560 nucleotides. RefSeq lists its product as uncharacterized. Gene Ontology annotation, biological process: proton transmembrane transport; proton motive force-driven mitochondrial ATP synthesis. The coding region runs from base 1 to 1560 and encodes 519 amino acids. The record is from RefSeq and is a predicted model, not a curated record. The transcript has 7 exons. NCBI's taxonomy places the organism in Eukaryota, Fungi, Ascomycota, Sordariomycetes, Thyridiales, Thyridiaceae. Gene Ontology annotation, molecular function: proton-transporting ATP synthase activity, rotational mechanism; ATP hydrolysis activity; ATP binding.
AUGUUCAAGAGCGGCAUUUCUUCCUUCGCCCGAGCAGCUCGCCCGACCUUCUCGGCCGCGGCCGCGCCUCGAACCGUCCGCCCUGCCGGCCUCAGACUCCCCAAGCUCCCUCUCGGUAGCAGACUUGCCAGCUCUGCUGGUGUCGGUGAUGGCAAGAUCUACCAGGUCAUCGGUGCCGUCGUUGACGUCAAGUUCGAUGGCGCCAAGCUGCCUCCUAUCCUGAACGCUCUCACGACGGACAACCAGGGCAACCGUCUGGUCCUGGAGGUCGCUCAACAUCUCGGCGAGAAUGUCGUCCGUUGCAUUGCUAUGGACGGUACCGAGGGUCUGGUCCGUGGUGCCAAGGCUUCGGAUACCGGUGCUCCUAUCACCAUCCCCGUCGGUGCUGGCACUCUCGGCCGUAUCAUGAACGUCACUGGUGACCCCAUCGACGAGCGUGGUCCCAUCAAGACCGACAAGUACCUGCCUAUCCACGCCGAUGCUCCCGAGUUUGUCGAGCAGUCGACCACUGCCGAGAUUCUGGUCACUGGCAUCAAGGUCGUCGAUCUGCUGGCCCCCUACGCCCGUGGUGGAAAGAUUGGCCUGUUCGGUGGUGCCGGUGUCGGCAAGACCGUCUUCAUCCAGGAGCUGAUCAACAACAUCGCCAAGGCUCACGGUGGUUACUCCGUCUUCACUGGUGUCGGCGAGCGCACCCGUGAGGGUAACGAUCUGUACCACGAGAUGCAGGAGACCUCCGUCAUUCAGCUUGACGGCGAGUCCAAGGUGUCUCUUGUCUUCGGCCAGAUGAACGAGCCCCCAGGAGCCCGUGCCCGUGUCGCUCUGACUGGUUUAACUGUAGCUGAAUCAUUUCGUGAUGAGGGACAGGACGUGCUGCUCUUCAUUGACAACAUUUUCCGUUUCACCCAGGCCGGUUCCGAGGUGUCUGCCCUGCUGGGUCGUAUUCCCUCUGCCGUCGGUUACCAGCCCACUCUUGCCGUCGAUAUGGGUGGUAUGCAGGAGCGCAUUACCACCACCAAGAAGGGUUCCAUUACCUCUGUCCAGGCCGUCUACGUCCCUGCUGACGAUCUGACUGACCCUGCCCCCGCCACCACCUUCGCUCACUUGGACGCCACCACUGUCCUGUCCCGUGGUAUCUCCGAGUUGGGUAUCUACCCCGCCGUCGACCCUCUCGACUCCAAGUCGCGUAUGCUUGACCCCCGUAUCGUCGGUCAGGACCACUACGAGACGGCCACCCGCGUCCAGCAGAUCCUCCAGGAGUACAAGUCUCUGCAGGAUAUCAUUGCCAUUCUCGGUAUGGACGAACUUUCCGAGGCCGACAAGCUUACCGUCGAGCGUGCCCGUAAGAUCCAGCGUUUCCUGAGCCAGCCCUUCACUGUCGCCCAGGUCUUCACUGGUAUCGAGGGCAAGCUCGUUGACCUCAAGGACACCAUCGGCUCCUUCAAGGCCAUCCUGGCUGGCGAGGGUGAUGACCUGCCUGAGGGUGCUUUCUACAUGGUCGGUGACUUUGCUUCCGCUCGGGCGAAGGGUGAGAAGAUUCUUGCCGAGCUUGAGAAGAACUAA